AUGAACGAUAAUGGCUGUAAUCACUUUGGACUGUACAUUAAGAAAAAUGGAUUAUCGACUUUCAAAUCAAUUUAUACUUAUUUUGUAAAGCCUUCUUCGAAAAAGUUAAAUAUACAAAAAGCCAUUUUCUGCUUAUGCUCCGUUUGUAAUGAACACUCUCCACGAUUGCACGUUUGUCUUAGUUGUAUAUUUUUCGGAUGUUACGAUACGGGCCACAUCCAAGACCAUGCAAAAAAUGAAAGCCACCUACUGGCUUUAGAUGUAAAUCACGGGCAUAUUUUUUGCUUUGAAUGCGGAGAUUACAUUUACUCUUCCAUUGUAUUAAAACUGACUGCUACAAUUAAUCAAAAUUGGCUCAAAUCUCUGGAAAUGCCCUCCAUCUAUCGAUCUUGGGAGCCAAGUAUGGCAGAAAGAGAUCUUAUGAUAAAAAAUCCUAAGAGAAAAAGAAUAUUAGAAAAUACAACGAUAGGUUUAAGAGGUUUAAUCAAUUUAGGAAAUACUUGUUUCAUGAACUGUAUAGUUCAAGCUCUAAUGCAUACACCUCUUUUGAGAAAUUAUUUUUUAGCAGAUCAUCAUGUGUGUCAACUGGCUGAUCAACCUGGUAACUGCUUAGUAUGUGAAUUAUCUCGACUGUAUCAAGAGUUUUAUUCUGGAAAGAAAAAUCCGUUAACUUUACAUAAACUGUUGCAUUUAAUUUGGAAUCAAGCGAGGCACUUGGCAGGAUAUGAACAACAGGAUGCUCAUGAAUUUUUCAUUGCCACUUUAGAUGUUUUACAUAGGCAUUGCGAAGCAACUCAAAAAAGUUCCAAUCCAGCAAAAUGCAGUUGUAUAAUUGAUCAAAUAUUCACAGGAGGCUUGCAAAGUGAUGUUGUUUGCCAGUCUUGUAAUAAUGUUUCAACCACUAUCGAUCCAUUUUGGGAUAUAUCAUUAGAUUUAGGUCAGUCUGUUGGUCUAUCUGGAUCUGAACCGAAAUCCCUAGUUGAUUGUUUGGAAAGAUUUACAAGAGCUGAGCAUUUGGGAUCUACAGCCAAAAUAAAAUGCAAUAAUUGUAAAAACUAUCAAGAAUCAACCAAGCAACUCACAAUGAAAAAACUACCUGUUGUUGCAAGUUUUCAUCUUAAAAGGUUUGAACAUUCUACUAGACUCCAUAAAAAAAUAUCAACUUUUAUAUCUUUUCCUGAACAUUUAGAUAUGACUCCUUUUAUGUCGCAUCAAAGAAAUCUAGGUGGAAAUGGAAAUUUAAAUAAUCCUAGUGCAUACAUGUACUCUUUGUUUGCUGUGAUAAAUCAUGUUGGUUCUUUAGAUGCUGGACAUUAUACAGCAUUUGUGAGACAACAAAAAAAUCAUUGGUUUAAAUGUGAUGAUCAUUUAAUAACGAGGGCAAAUUUAAAUGAUGUUUUAACUAAUAAAAGAGGUUUACUGCUUCGUAUUUAA
Molecule: messenger RNA, 1434 nt
Organism: Pediculus humanus corporis (human body louse)
Lineage: Eukaryota; Metazoa; Arthropoda; Insecta; Psocodea; Pediculidae
Product: ubiquitin carboxyl-terminal hydrolase, putative
Exons: 2
Coding region: 1-1434 (477 amino acids)
Biological process (GO): protein deubiquitination
Molecular function (GO): cysteine-type deubiquitinase activity; zinc ion binding
Source: RefSeq, a predicted model, not a curated record